AUGAAAAUUAAUGAUAAUAAUGACAAGUCAUUUCAUUCUGCCUCCAUCCAUAAAGCUUCUUCUUUAUUAAGCCUGAUUGAAGAUGUGAAUAAUCAAUAAGUUCAAAAUCAAAAUAUUUUACAAUAUACAUCGAAAAACAAAGGAUUUAAUCCUUAACCAAUAAUUUCUUCCGCAGUUGCUAGAGAGGUAGAAGAAUUAGAGUAAACCUACAAAAAUUAGUAAAUUAAAGACAUUUAACCAAUAGGGACUAAACCUUUUUAUAUAGAAUAUAUGGCAUACUAUUCUUGCAGCUAAUCCUAUCAUCUUUAAGAGGCCCCUUAUAUUUGACAUUACACAAGAGCUCUAUCAUUAGAGCAGCUUGGAGAUAAGGAUUUACUGCUUUAAUUUAUCUGCCAAUCAGUAUCUAUGAAUUAAAAAACAACAAAAAUUAUAUCAUUUCAUUUAAGGAUUAAGAAUUUAAUUUACUAAUGGCCUCUGUAGCCUAAGCAGUAUUAAUAUUUAAUAUGAAUUUGUAGAUUUUUGCAGUGUCCUUAUCAAUAUCUGUGACACAUACUCAUGUCUCAUAUGCCCUUAUGUUUUAUAAUAGUUCUCUUCUAUUUUAUUGUGGAUUCAAAAUCAUCACAAAACAACAUUGCCAUAUACUGGAAUAUUUUGGAUUUGGAGUUGCCUUGGUGUUAUUGAUAGUAAUUUUCACAAACCAUAGUUACACAUUUUAUUCGAAACAAGAUGUUUCAAUUUUAGAUAAAAUCAUAUAUGGAGAUUUAACUGCGCUAUUUGGAGGUGGAGUUUCUACUUUAUUUUAGUAUUUAUUAUAAUAGAGUUAGUGCAAAAUAUUAUUCUAAAUUGAUAUCUUGUUGUCCAACUUUUACAUUAUUCGCUAUUAUUAGGGCUUUGAGUACUGUGAUGUUGAUAGCGAUGACAUUUAUCUUUGAUAAUCAGCACAACUUCUUUGAAUUUUUAGAACCCGUUCUUUUUACUCAAAUUUUCCUGAAUGCCUUGUUCACUGGUGUUUUGAUGAAUCAAUUAUAAUCAUAUGUGCAAUUAUUUGUUGAUCCAUUAACAUAUAAUUCUGCUAACUUUUUUUAACCACUUUUUGGGAGCAUUUUCUCUUAUUUUUUAGGGCAAGUAUAGAAAAUCACAAUAUAAAUAGGAAUCUUUACCAGGAUCAUUAUCUGUAAUUUGUAUGAUUUUGUACAGUAUCGGUUUAUUGUUUAUAUAAAUUGGAAGGUCUAAAUCAGAAACCGAGGAUCUAAACCUGGAUAUUGAAAUGAGAUAAUUAGACACAGUGUGUCUUGAAAAUAAUCCUUUACUCUCAAUAUUUUAAUCUACUUAUAGGGAGAGAGACGAUUAAAUGAAAAUAUCACUAUAUAAAAGAAAGACCAUUUAAAGACUGCAAACGAAAUAAUUUGUUGAUUAUAGUAUGGAUUAAUGA
Molecule: messenger RNA, 1432 nt
Organism: Paramecium octaurelia
Lineage: Eukaryota; Ciliophora; Oligohymenophorea; Peniculida; Parameciidae
Source: the annotation of a GenBank genome assembly